GUGCCUCUUCAGUUGGUGACCGGGGUUUGUGAGCGGUGGUGAGGCCUGCGCUGCUGGGUCGGGAUGGAGGCGUGAAGUGUGACGGGGCUUCGGAUCGGUAGAGCAUUGACAGCUUUGGUUUUCUAUUCACAGGAAGAUGCUGAAGCACGUGCAGGUGCGCUCUAGCUCGUCGCUGCUGCGGCCCGGCGGUCAGAAGGCUGACACGCUCAGCAUCAACUCCAACAUGAGCUUCUGCUCGCUGCAUGAGCCGGCGCUGUCGUCUCGCUCGUCUUCGUACACGUCUCUGAACGAGACGCAGAGCAGCACGGGCAGCGCCAGCGUGCCCGCCGCACCACCCACGACGACGGUAAAGGUGUACACGCGCUGUCUGCGCCCCGACCUCGAGUACAAGACGAUGAGCGUCAAGUACACAACCACCUGCCGAGACCUGGUGGACCAGCUGCUCAACAAGUACCGGAUGAAGCACCGCGACCCGAACCUCUUCUUCCUCACCAUGGAGGUCGCCACCAGGAGCACAGGUGCCGCCGUGCGGACCAUCCUGGUUCUGGACGACGACUCGUGUCCCGCUCAGCUGCAGGCCUGCUACCCGAGAGCCGACUCUAAGUUUACGGUACGGAUGAGGCGCGGUGGCCUGGUCAAGGUGUUCGACAGUGUCCUCAUGGCGGGGUCGAAGUACAAGAGCCUGCUGAUCUCUGAGCGCACCACUGUGGAUCAGGUCAUCCAGCUGGUCCUCAACUGCUACAACUCAAACGAGAACGUCAAUCACUUCAGCAUAUACGAGGUGUGUCACACGACGAGUUUCGAGCGCAAGCUGCACGCCGACGACCGUCCGCUGGCCAUCCAGCAGGAGUGGUCAUCUCCAGCCGAGUACAGCUUCGUGCUGAUGAAGCGGCCGCCGGGCACGCCGCGAUCAGGACGAGACUUCCCGCUCAGGAGAUCGUUCCUGCAAUGGAGUCGAAACCGAGGGAUGCUCCGGCCCAACAUUGAGACGGCCGCAGCAGAGGAGCGGAAGGCCAAGGGUCUCCGGUCGCUCUCACUUUCACUGGCUCCCUGCUCUGACUACGAUAAUUUCCUCUACAUCUGAGCCACACGAGCACUACGCGUGUGCAGCAUAUACCAAAGAAUGGUCUGCCAACAUGUGAUGGUUGACUUCACUCCGGCUCGUAUAAGCUCGGAUGCGUUAAUUCGGUUCUCAGUUCAAAACCGUCAGUUCAGCUUUGCAAGCUCAGCAGAUCGUAUAGCAAAGUGCAGGCACUUUGCUGCCUGCUAGCAAACGGACAAAGUGCAGGCACUUUACUGUUACUCUAUAGAGCUGAAGUGUUUUGUGUUUGAAUGUCCGACACCAAACGUGGUUGUUUGUUUGAUAUUGUUUCACAUUGUUGAUGUGACGUGCGUGUCAAGACGUUGUCGGCGUUGUAUUGUGGAGACGUGCGUGUUUAUUGAAUUAUUUUUAGCCAAAACAUGACUCUGCUUCGUACAUAGUGACGUCUUCCGGAUGAAGCCUACUGGUAGUCAACUACGCUAAUUUAAAACUUGACAUGAACUAUGAGUAUCGUUAUUAUUUAAAGCAGCCUGUCUGUGUGUGACUGAAUGUUCCUGCUAAAUUAUUUCAAUCUCCCGCCAUUCGUGUAGCAUCCUUUGUGUAGAUGGUUUAAUUUAUUUCUAGUCACUGUCGUUUGAGAGAUGUAAGUUAUUGUUGUUGUCGCUUUUUAAUAAAAGGACGUUUCGUUUAUU
Amphibalanus amphitrite is the source of this 1734-nucleotide messenger RNA. RefSeq lists its product as uncharacterized. Gene Ontology annotation, biological process: signal transduction; positive regulation of fibroblast growth factor receptor signaling pathway; positive regulation of epidermal growth factor receptor signaling pathway. The transcript has 9 exons. The record is from RefSeq and is a predicted model, not a curated record. Bases 137 to 1084 code for a protein of 315 amino acids. NCBI's taxonomy places the organism in Eukaryota, Metazoa, Arthropoda, Thecostraca, Balanomorpha, Balanidae.